GAAUUUUUUUCUUUUAUCUACUAUUUUUCCCUUUUAAUUGUAUUUCCCAGAAUAGUUAAAAUGCAUAAUUAAGAAAUAAGGCUGUUUCUUUUGGCUGACAGUUCAUAUACACACAUGCAUGCACACACACACACACACACACACACAGCUUGGAACUGGUUUGAACUACUUUCUGCCAACUCUGAUUGGUAGCUGUAAUUAUAAGUACAUCAUAUGUUAGUUAAUAGCCAAUAGAAAGCUUACCACCUGGAUUCCACCACUGAAGCAGAUAAGUAGAUGCAUAGACUACAGCAGAUAGUAUUUCCUUGAUUCUGAAGAUUGGUCAUAGGUUUCCUAGCGUUGUUAUUCUUUUCAGCAGCUGUAAAAAGGUACUUUAGUUUUAGUGUCAUCAUCAUAGCAAUAUGACUGGUUUUAUAACUUACAAUGGCUAUAUUUUAAAUCACAAAGAUUUGUCAAGCUGAAUGUUGGGCUUGUUUCUCUUCAUUAGCAAUUUGGUUAAUCUCUCAAGUGUUGCCAUUAGUUGAAACAUUGCCAAUUAAAAAUGUACAGCGAAAUUCGUAUCUGGGAUAAAGUUGGUUGGAGAAUGAAGGCAUUUGUUGUGCUUGCUUUUCUUGUCUAUGUUUGCACUCCAGUAUCUUCUAUGACACUACAUGAUACAACUGCCAUUCCAUCUGAUGAAUUCAUUACUGAAAAACCUAUGACAAAACGUACUAAAAGUUAUACAGACAAUGUUGGUACAGGUCAUAGUAAUGAUGUCAAUGACAUUUUUAAAUGGAUCAUUGUUAUAUUCUCCGUUGUCCUCAUACUACUUACAAUUUCAUGUGCUCUGUUCCGAUGGCUAUCUAAUCAAGAGACACUAUUCCGUUCAUGUGGCUCAGAAUACACAUUCUUUCCUCCUCAGCGGUGGAAAACAAUGACACCACCACCUUCUUAUAGUGAGUUGUUUCCUGUACAGUUUACACAUCCAGACGCUAAUAAUGGCACUGCUUUAGGGCGACUUUCCAUUCAACCUGCACCCCAGUUGCCUAUUUCUUCUACAGUUCUGGUGUGCAAUUCAGAUGAGUCCAGUUCGUCAUCUGCUCCAGUGACAACAACUACAUCUACAUCAACGCCUGUGAUUACAAACCCCAGUUUGACAACAUGGGACCAGAAAACAGAGAAAUGUAGCACAACUAUUUUUCCGGCAAUGAAGAAAGAUGCCCUUUCUCUUUCAGUUGAGAACAAUGCCCUUCCGUCCUAUGAAGAAGCUCUAAGAAUGCUAAGUUGCGAGUCAGUUUGAGAGAAAUUUGGUUUGAAUUGGUAAAAAAGAAAAUUUUUUUCAGAAGAAAAUGCAUUUUGUAUGCUACUUAUCUUCAUAUUGCUUUUUUUUUUUUUUACAAUUUAUCUUUAAAUCUUUCUCUUAUUUCAAGUUUUUUUUUUUAGUUGAAAGUAAUUUUUCUUCUGUUUUAUUUAUUUUCCAAAAUUAUUUAGUCUUUAUUUGAAGAUGUAUUUUUCUAGGGCUUGCUUUUUUUGCUAUUUUCCCCUUUUCUAUCUCUGUUUAUGUUAUAAUUUUAAAAGUUAAGACAGAAUACUAUAAAUGGGAAAAUUUUUAUCAUUCCAUUGACUUGGAAAUUUUUUUUCUUGAAUGAUUCUGAAAGUCAAAAACUGACCAGAUUUAUUCUUCUAAUACUGAAUGCCAAAUACCAUUUUACCAUGUGCACUUUAACUUUGCUUUUUUGUUAUUUUGUGUGUCUACUUGAUAUUUAUUUAAAUUUCAACUAGUCAUCAUCAGCAUGGUUUGCUCUUAUGAAGUAAAAAUUAAUUUAAGUUUAUUACUUACAGGAAUCUUAUUUGGAAUAAUAAUUAGUGGUACUUUGAAUAGUAAGAAGGAAUAUAUAUGUAUAAUGAAUACGAGCAAAAGGGUUAAAAAAAAUUCCUGACAUGCAUAAUUCUUAAGUGAUAGCUUUCUAAUUGAGAAAGAAUUAUGUCUUGUCAAAUGCAAACAUCAUUUUAUUUGCAACCCUUUUUUACUAAAAUUUUGUACCCCCCCUCCCUCAGUCUAAAAUACAGUUUUGCUUCUAAGACUAAUCAGCAUGAUCAUUCCCCACUUUUUUUUUUAAUGAUGCAAAUCCUUGUUGUGCAUGUUAUAACGACUUUUAAUCAAAUGGAUAAUAGGAGACUCUUGUAUCAAGGGUCCAUAUUAUGUCUUAGUUGUGUUUCAGGAAUAAAAGACUGGAAAUGACAUAAGUGUAUAUAGCAUGAUGAUAAAUUCUCUGAAUUGUGGAAUAAUUUUUUGUUGCUAUUUCAGUCACUGUUACCUACAGCAGUCACAUCCUUGAGAAAUACAUCAAUUCCACAUCACCCCAUUUCUUGGCCUGAUAACUCUGGAGGUUCUUGGGAUCUUGUAAUCCAUUUCAGGGAGCUAUGGAAGCUAAUAUCUGUUUUGAUAAUCUACAAUAACUAUAAAAGAUGCAUAUUAAAAAUCUAAUUUUGUGGAACAUUGCUCCCAAAUAUAUUAUUUAGAAGAAAUUAUUAUAUCAUGGCCACACUGCUGUUUUUUAUAUUUGCUCUUUUUUUGAGAAAAUUGCUAAAAAUUAAAAAUUUAUUUAAUAUACCCAUUCCCUUCAACUGGAAUGAUAAUAUAGUUUUAUUUGCUAUGGUGGAAAUUUCCAUUCAUACAUCCAUCUUUACAGCUUGCCAUUCCUGUGAGUGUCAUGGAGACGAAAUCUUUGGACAUGAUCUCUAGUAAGGCCUAUCAAAAGCAGCUUUCUGCAAAUAUUUUGGCUGGACCCCUAAGGGAGAAAUCAAAGCUAUGGAUAUUAUCCAACUGCCUUGUGGUUUACACUUUGGUCUCCUGUUAGUUGGCCUUGCCUUUAAAAUCUUGUACUGGAGAUGCAACAUCUCAGUGUGGAGAAAGUGACUCAGUUGGAGCAGCUCACUGAUCUCUGAGUUAUGUAACCUAUUGAUUCUUUGGAGGAACCCUAUUGUGGUUGUUUGUAUUUGUGAUUAAACUUUUUUGGUCAUAACUAUAGGUAAGAUUAGGCCCCUAAAUUGAAGUGAAAAUAAUAGUGAGGUUGGUAGAUCAGUAUGAUUAUAUAAUUAUUGUAAUUGUUGUCAGUUCUAAGAAGGAAGAAAAACAUUUUAUCACUGCCAGUUGAUUUCAUUUUGUUAUGAUCUAUCAGAUCUCUAACAAGUUGACACUAUUUAAUUGAUAGAACUUUCUAUGAUAGUUCAUAAUAUUAUUUCUAUUGUUUUAAUGCUAAAGACAGGAUAUCAAUUUAGGCAGAAAUUCUUUGUUUUGAGCUGAAAAUCAUCAACCAAGUCUAUACUUCUUUUUUACCUUUCCUAGAUUGGGAGUCAAUUAUAUUCUGCUGAGGUACUGUUCAGUAUCCAAAACACAUAACAUUUGGUGGUCCGGGCCACCUAACUGAAUAGGUGUCUUGCAAAUACAUGCAGCUUAUAGCAGUAAGUAGCUGAAGUACUGUAUACUUAACAAGGAACCUCAUGAGGUAGAGUGAUUGAUGCGGUAGCCAUCACUGACUGUUCUUAGUGGCAACUUUUUUUUUUAACCUUUGCAUGAAGUCUGGGUGAUUCAAAUGUAGCAUUUGUUUGUUUUUUUCAGUCUAUUAUAUGUAUAUAGCAGUUAAACCAAAUAUUGUUAGAUUGAAAAUUUGUGAGAUAAAACUCCCAAGUAAGUGUGCAUAAAUUUAAAAAAAAAAAACUAUAAUUAAAAGAAAAAACAAAAUGGGAAGAGAACAAAUCAAAGGGAAUUUAUAAGAAAAAGAGGAAGAAAAACUUGCAGUACUUUCAGGUUCUCUUCUGGGCUUCAAGAAGGUAACAGAAAUCCACUCCCAACAUAUUUUACAAUAUCCCCUCUAAGUCCUCUCCAACUUGAUAUUUAUUUCUUCUAUUAUCAUUAAUUUCUUACACUAUGUUGACUCCUCUAAAUUCUCUCUCUCUCUCAAUAGGUUACUUUUUGAUAUUUUUUUUCAUAUUGAGUGUUCCCAGAUUUUUCUAAGAUUACUUCUUGAUAAAACUCAUCACGUUUUCUUUUAAUUUCAAAUUAUAUUUUUAUCAUCAAGCAUAUUUAUUCUAGUGAGGUGGGUGUACUAGAUGAAAGUAAAAGCUGUUUUACUGUUAAAAAGUUUACCACUGCCAUAAUCAUAUAACUAUCGUUUACUAUUGUUUGUAAUAACUUUUUUUUUGUUAAGUUUUUCAAUUUCAAUAACUU
This is a messenger RNA of Octopus bimaculoides (California two-spot octopus), 4210 nucleotides long. RefSeq lists its product as uncharacterized. The record is from RefSeq and is a predicted model, not a curated record. Lineage: Eukaryota; Metazoa; Mollusca; Cephalopoda; Octopoda; Octopodidae.